AUGGGAGAGUACUCUAAAGCACUCGAGUACCAUGAGAAAGACCUAGAAAUCCUGAAAAAAUCUCACCCUCCAACACAUCCCAGUUUUGCUGGAAGUUACAGUUAUCUUGGUAGACUGUAUCGUUCAUUGAAAGAUUAUCCCAAGGCUUUAAACUAUUUCGAGGCAACGCUCAAAAUUGACAAAGAAGUACUACCAGAGACACAUCCAAACUUGGCAAUAACGUACAGUAACAUUGGAGACGUUUAUCGAUUGACUGGCAACACAAAAGCAGCGUUGACGUUCUUGCAAAAAGCAGUGGAAAUUCAGACAACAGUAGCAGUGGACCGUACUUCUUUGGCUUGGACAUAUAACUACUUGGGAGAAACGCAUCGUCUGAUGAAAGAGUAUUCAGUAGCGUUGGAUUUUCAUGGAGAAGCUCGACAAAUCCGUGAGGAAUGCCUCCCUGCAACGCAUCCUGAUUUGGCACAAACACAACACAAUCUGGCAAGAAUCUAUAAGGAAAUGAGACACUUUGACAAUGAUACAAUAAUCACUUCAUGUCUUAAACCAGAACAACUUGCUGGAGCGCUUAUUAGUGAACAACUGGGAACUGCUGGUAUAGAACCACCUAUUUCACCUCUUUCUGAUGUCACAUCUAGUCUUAAACCAACAACUAAUGGUGAAUUAUGCAAUCUACCUUAUAAAAUCAAUUCUUUCACUUGGGAUAUGUACUUUUGUAAUGAGGGUUAUUGUCAAACAUCAACAGACUCAACUUCAAAAUGUUCAUCAGGCCAAUUUGGGUACUUUAAUUUUCAAGCAGCAAGAAAAGUUAGUUUCACUCUGAAUACUGCCUCAGGUGGUGCAGAUGGUACCGAUGAACAAUGUCUGAUCUAUUAUUAUUAUUUAUCUAACGUAACAGGAACAGUGCAAAGCAUUACAGUACGCAAACAAGAAGUAGGAGACGUUAGUGAAACAAUCGAUAUUGUAACAAGUAGUCCAUAUAAUGGAUGGAUAAAGCGUCAAGUAUCAUUUCAUACUUCAAAUGGCGGUUGUAAAAUCUACUUUGAUUUUGAGAGAAUAUCUGGACCAAAUGGUGUUACUACUAUAAUUGCUAUUGAUGAGAUAUCAGUACUUCAAGGCAAUUGUCCUAGUGAACCAGUUACUCAAACAACGACAGAAAUUUUAGUAGGAACAACAACUUCAUUAGCAACAAUAACUGAGUCAGAUUUAACUACAAUUGGAAUAACAAGCAUAUCAACACCCAUCACUACAACUACAACUAUCACCACAACUACUACUACCUCAACCACUACAACUACUACCACAUCAUCAACUACAACUUCUACUACUUCAACAACUAUAAUUAUUAGUACCACUACUACUACCACAACAUCUACUUCUAUACAGACAGCAACGAGCACAACUUCAACAUCAUCGACUGCAAAAACCACGGCUGUUACGUUACCUACAACUACAACAUCACUUGCCACUCAUAUAAUAAUAACAACAACAGUUACAACGAAUCAACCAUCACCUACUACAAUAAUUGCCAGUUCCACAUCAAAUUCUACAGUAUCAACUACACCAUCUUCCAAAGUUUAUAUCAUAGUUUUAGCAACUGCCAUUCCUCUUGUUGCAGUUACAAUUGUUAUCCUAAUUCUAUCGAUUAAAAAGUUCAUACCAUUUAAAAAAUCAAAAGUGAAUGUGUUUGAAAUGAAUGAAGUAGUACCAGCACCCAUAUAA
This is a messenger RNA of Adineta steineri, 1722 nucleotides long. Lineage: Eukaryota; Metazoa; Rotifera; Eurotatoria; Adinetida; Adinetidae. The record is from the annotation of a GenBank genome assembly.